AUGGCAGCAACUGGUGUAGCUUUUAGGUCUACGUUUCUGAGUCGGAGCUUGAGAACACCUACAGUACGAAGUUUGAUCUCUCCCAAAGGUAGAUUCACCGUUCCAAAUUCUAAUUGUACAUCUUCGCCUCGUAUCAAUAUUUCUUCUUCUCGUCAAGCUCGAUUGGAAGGCUGUGUUUCCAGGUUUCUACGGCGAGAACUCUCCUCUCAGCAACCAUUUCACUCCGCCAUUGCUUCCGCUUGCCUCGUUUCGAAACUCCCCUCUGAUGUCACCGCUUCCUAUGAAGGUAUCUGUUUCGAUUUUUGA
Molecule: messenger RNA, 306 nt
Organism: Arabis nemorensis
Lineage: Eukaryota; Viridiplantae; Streptophyta; Magnoliopsida; Brassicales; Brassicaceae
Source: the annotation of a GenBank genome assembly